Danio rerio (zebrafish) is the source of this 2310-nucleotide messenger RNA. NCBI's taxonomy places the organism in Eukaryota, Metazoa, Chordata, Actinopteri, Cypriniformes, Danionidae. The record is from RefSeq and is a predicted model, not a curated record.
CCUCUGUUCUCCAUCACAUACGCCCUGGCCAUCAACAUUGCAGUUCUUUCUUGUUUGAGGUUAGACUGUGUCCGGACGAAGGUGUGGGUGGCGUUACUCGGCGUGGUGUCUGCUGGUAUGGCCGUGUUGGCGAGCUUCGGUCUGCUGUUGUUCUGUGGGAUGCCGUUCGCCAUGACCGUGGGCUCGGCACCCUUUCUGAUUCUGGGUAAACUUAAUUAAUGUCAUCAUCUCCCGGUGCGUCUCUCAGCUGGUGUUCACUAGCUCUGCUUUCCUCCAGGUGUCGGCGUUGACGACAUGUUCAUAAUGAUCUCCAGCUGGCAAAAGACUUCGGUUGAUAUAGGCGUGGAGUUCCGCUUAGCAGAAGCGUAUAAAGAGGCUGGCGUGUCCAUCACCAUCACCACGCUGACGGAUGUGCUGGCCUUCUACAUCGGGCUGCUGACGCCCUUCCGCUCGGUGCAGUCGUUCUGCAUGUACACCAGCACCGCUCUGCUCUUCUGCUACCUCUUCAACAUCACCUUCUUCGGCGCGUGUCUCGCCCUGAACGGACGGAGAGAGAAAAGCAACAGACACUUUCUGACAUGCAUGACGGUCCCAAAACCCAGUGGCGAUGCUGUAAGUUGUUGUGCUGGUGGGGCUUUUGAUGAAAACACAAACAAGGAGCAUGAAAUGCCAAUGGAAGUGUUCUUUAAGAAAUAUUAUGGCCCAUUUCUGGCAAAGGUGUGGGUCAAGGUGCUCGUGUGUCUGAUCUACGCCGGAUAUUUAGCUGUCAGUAUCUACGGAUGCUUCCAAAUGGAGGAAGGUCUAGACCUGAAGCAUUUAGCAACAGACGGCUCGUAUGUUGCAGAUUACUAUGACAGAGAGGAUGAGUUCUUCUCUGCGUUUGGUCCGAAUGUCAUGUUAGUCAUCAAAGAUGAACAUUUUCAGUACUGGAGCCCUGAUGCUCGUAAAAGUCUUGACUUGUGUUUGAAAAACUUUGGAGAUCUAACAAUGGUAGAUUCAGAGAUUCCACUUACUUCUUGGCUUGAUGCAUACAUGCAGUUUGGUCAGAGUGCUGGUUUUGAUUUAAACAAUGAAAUGAUAUUCAAAACUCAAUUACCCGCAUUUCUUAACCGCUCAGAGUUUAGCCACGAUGUUCAUUUCACCGAUAAUAAUAUCAAUGCAACACGCAUGUUCAUUCAAACGGUGAACAUCAAGACAGCGAUCGAUGAGAAGGACAUGUUGAAUGCGUUCAGAGAAGCUGCACACACAUGUGGGAGGUUGGAGACGCCUGUUGAUCUGAUCGUGUAUCAUCCCGCAUUCAUCUAUUUCGACCAAUAUGCCGUCAUCGUCAGCAACACAAUCCAAAACCUAGUAGCUGCUACGUGCGUGAUGCUGGUGAUCUCCCUGCUGCUGAUCCCGCACCCUCUCUGCUCGCUCUGGGUCACCUUUUCCAUCGCAUCCGUCAUCGUGGGAGUGGCCGGCUUCAUGGCGCUCUGGGACGUCAGCUUAGACUCCGUGUCCAUGAUCAAUCUUGUCAUCUGCAUCGGCUUCUCUGUGGACUUCUCUGCUCACAUUUCCUAUGCUUUUGUGUCCAGUGAAAAGUCCUCAGCGAAUGAGAAAGCCACGGAUGCUCUCCACAAGCUGGGCUAUCCCAUCAUUCAGGGAGCCGUGUCCACCAUCGCAGGAGUGGUGGUGCUCGCCGCGGCUAAAAGCUACAUCUUCAGGACCUUCUUCAAAAUCAUGUUCCUGGUCAUUCUCUUCGGGGCGCUGCACGGCAUCGUGUUCUUACCCGUGUUCCUGAGCUUCCUCGGCAUUUGUAGCAACCGUCGUGUGAAAGAUGAACCAGAGCAGAAGGACACCAGUGAACGGAGAGUAAAAGUGUUCAGGAUUCCGACUGUGCAACACCUGAAAGCUUUUUCUGCUGAUCCUGACUGUUUCUGAGCUCUGUUUGACUGGACCGAGCGUGCUCUUGUGCUGUGACUCGUGUGUCUGUGAGUGUUCAACAUGCCAUCCGUCCUCGGUUUUCCUACAGGCAACUGUUCGAGACGCUGACAUUAUUCAGUUUCCAAACUUGACAGAAGACCUGUUUAAUACAAGCCUUGCUUUAUAUGACAUUUCCAUUCGACCAAGACCAUUCUGAAAAAGCAGUUAUUGUGUUUGGUUUAUUAGCAUUAAAUAUAUACAUAUUCUGUGUAUUUAUAGUUUAAUUCAGUUAAUCCUUUAUGUCUAAUUCUUUUCCUCAAUGUGUUUUUUUUAUGUUGCUGUUACAUUAAUUAUGCACGUAUUGCAGUUAAUAUAAACCAUGUUACUGGGGAUUUAUGCUUGACAUUA